This is a messenger RNA of Neopsephotus bourkii (Bourke's parrot), 1607 nucleotides long. RefSeq names its product guided entry of tail-anchored proteins factor 1 (gene GET1). Gene Ontology annotation, biological process: tail-anchored membrane protein insertion into ER membrane. The transcript is spliced from 5 exons. Bases 127 to 600 code for a protein of 157 amino acids. The record is from RefSeq and is a predicted model, not a curated record. NCBI's taxonomy places the organism in Eukaryota, Metazoa, Chordata, Aves, Psittaciformes, Psittacidae.
GUUUCCCCUCACGCAGGCGCCCGCUGCCAUCCCAUGUGAGCGGUGGCGUCUGUCCGAGCGGCGCGUUAACGGGGGGGGAAGAAGGAAGGGCAGGGGGCGUGCCCGCCCUGUGGGGAGGCGCGAGGCAUGGCGGAGAGCGGCGCCUGGCUGCUGGUGCUGAGCUCCGUGUUCGUCUGCAACGCGCUCAAGAUCCUCCUGCCCUCCUGCUCCUCCAUCAUAUCCAGAUUGUUGCAAAAGGAUGCAGAGCAGGAAUCCCAAAUGAGAGCUGAAAUUCAGAACAUGAAGCAAGAACUGUCAACCAUUAGUAUGAUGGAUGAGUUUGCUAGAUAUGCCCGUCUGGAAAGAAGGAUUAACAAAAUGACUGACAAGCUUAAAACUCAUGUGAAAGCACGAACUGCCCAAUUAGCCAAAAUAAAGUGGGUUAUAAAUAUUGUAUUCUACAUCUUACAAGCUACCUUGAUGGUCUCUCUGAUUUGGAGGUACUAUGCUGAGCCAGUUACAGUGCUUCCGGGCAAAUGGCUUGCUCCGCUGGAGCGCUUGGUAGCCUUUCCUACAGGGGUGACAGUUAGAGCAGUUUUAUCUGCAUCUGGAUGGAAUUGACCCUGGAGGAGAUCCGAAAUCAGAAAUAUUUUUGUAUUAAGGAUGCACUGAAAUUAAGUAGAGUUGCAUUUAAAUAUGGGCAAGUACUUCAUAGGUCUGUAUCGUUUAUGUGUAUUUCUUAUAAUUGCUGGGGUUUCAUGCUAGUGUAGCUCCAGAGUGAUUUAGGCAUCCUUGCUUGGCCUUUUGCCAUGCCUGUUCCCACCCUUUUUCCUGUCACACUUUGUUGCAUUUUUGCCUACUUAAAUCCUUUUCUUUUGGGCAGUUUAACAAAUUAAUAAUCAGAAUGGUACCACAAGUUGUGGACACCUGUUCCCAAGAGAAAAGUGUGCUGACUUCAUGCUAGUGGGAUAAGUACACGGGAGAGUGACAGGAUGAUAUAGUGAGGAAAUACACUGUCAAGCUAAAAUGCUGCUGGUGAAUCUUCAUAUUAGGUUUGUAAGCCCUAACUGCCCCAGAAGGAAUUCCAGAAUGCGUUGUUGGAAUUUUAUGUUGUGGUAUUUUUAAUAGGUGUCUAGAGAACAGUUUGUAUCCAGCAUGCUUUCUGGACAAGAGAAGAAUCUGCUGCAGUGCAGGGUAGGGGCAUAGUCCUUGGAAGACAUUUAUUUGAACAGCAUUUGAAGUUCACACCCAUGUCUGCAUUCAAAUCUCCUUUUUUGUCUUGGCUGAUAAUCACACUGAAGAGAUCACUUUUGAGUUCUAGGCGAUAAACACAAAAUUGUCUGAAAAUGCCCCCAAAGGUAGUUCCUUCAUGUGUGCUGCGCAUAGCACACGUAUGAAUUCUGUGAUACUGUGUAGCUUAGUUCCAUGUUGUCUGCAGUAUGGAUGUGCUGUGCAUUACAGUCAAGGCACACCCUCUUUUCCACCACACCAAUACAAAUUCCUGUGCUGCCGGUUGGAAUGACCAGACCCUUUCAAACAGCAGUAGCAAAAGUCUCUGUAGCACUUUUCUACAUAGCUGUAUGGGGAGGCAGGGGAAAGGAGUACAGAUUUAAUACUUGUUAAAAACU